This is a messenger RNA of Symbiodinium sp. CCMP2592, 7881 nucleotides long. Lineage: Eukaryota; Dinophyceae; Suessiales; Symbiodiniaceae. The record is from the annotation of a GenBank genome assembly.
AUGCGCAUUCCGAGCCGUGCAAGGUCUGUGCAGACGGAGCCGGCCUAUGAGGUACAGCAUGACAAUCCAGUUUCGCAGACGGAUGGCGCAGUUCGCGAAGCCCUCUCGUCCAUCGCGAUGUCUUCCGCGGCAGAGCCGUCAAGCGAGAAGGAUCCGCCGAGCAGGCCUUCUUCGGACGUGGAUGAGCGGCCUGGGCUGAGCGGGACGGAGCCUUCGUCUGCCGGGAUUUCUUCGUCACCUCGACGCGACCAGGAAGAGCAGCAUGUGGCGAUGUCAUUGGAAGCAGAUGCUCCAGCCACAGAACUACGGUCAGGCCUACCUGACGUUGAGUCACAACCAGAUGCGUUCGCCCCGCCACCCCUACAGGGAGUGCAUGCGCUCGGUGAGGAAGCAUCUUUGCCGCAAUCUCAAACUGCAGAAGUUGACUCGGUCGCCUCGCGAGAUCAAGAAGUUGCUGGGGCACCGUCACCACUCCCUGGAGAAGACGAAGACGGUACAAAAGCUGACUCAGCUGAGAUCCAAACACAGGAGGACGAGCCAGCCCGUUCUAUGGCCGAGGGGCAGUUCGACGAGUCGAGCGCAAACAAGCUUCCGUUCGACGACGGAGAGGAGGAUCCGGGCGGCUACGCCGGCGCUGAGCAGAGUGAGACAGCAAGGCCGAGAGACCAACGAUGGCACGUCCUGGGUGACGACGAUCCACCGCCCCGCGCCUCCGAGGGUGCUCUACUGCUGUCGGAGCAGAGGUUGAGGCAAACACGCCGCCAUCUUCUGGCAAGCUGCGUCACGGCUUGGAAAGAAGGUGUGGGCUUCCUCGUCAGCUCCUCUCUUUGGCAAGACGAUGAGGAGGACAUGCGGCGCUGGCAUUUGCGCGGCCUGGAGCUUCGUCUCCAAGGCUGCCAAGCCGUGCGGCAGCAGGAGAUGGAAGCCAGUCGCGAGGCGCAGGCUGCGCUGCAGGCCAAGAGUCAAGAAGAAGUGAAGAAAGCAGAGGUGCGAGUGCGAGAGGAAUUUCAAGCCCAGUUACAAGCACAGGCUGCACAUGCGAACCGGGAGCGAGAGAUUCUGGAGGCAGGCUUUCUGCAACGCCUUGCAGGGGCAGAGCGGCAGCGCGAUGCGCUGCAGGCUCAAAUAAACUACUCGGUCUAUGACGUGUCGAGGGACAAGGACUUGCUGGAGGCAAGGCUUCGCGGAGAGUUGGACGACGCGAAGCACCAGCGCGAAGUUCAGGAGGCGAAGAUGUUUGCAGUGAUGCAAGAUGCAGAUCGCCAGCGAGAGAUAGAUCAGGCGAAGCUUUCUGCUCUCCUACAUGAUGAAAGGCGGCAGCAUGACGUCCGCCAGGCUCGACUGACAGAGACUUUCCGAAGGCAAGAGCUCAAAGCACAUCAGCACCAGGAAGAGCUGGGUGACCAGCUUCGACACCAGAGAAGUGAACUUGCAGAGGAGCGCCGGCGAGCAGGCGUGCUACAAAGCCAACUGGAGUCAGCCCAGGCCGAGCUGGUGAAGGCGCACGGCUGUGCUUUCGACCUCAAGGCGGCCCUGGAGAACCUGAAGACCUUGAAGGAGCUGCGCGAUGCUGAGGAAAAGCGACGCAAGGAGACGGAGGAGAGUCGCCAGGCCCUCCUACACCAUGUGAAAGAGGUGGAAUCUCAACGUGCGCAGCUGCAGGCUCAGUUGGACGAGAUCCAAGCCGGUUAUGUCAGCCUCAAGGCUGUGGCAGAGGCGGAGCGUUCAAAGACCUGCGUGGCGGAGCAGACGCUGAAGGAGCGUGAUGCCCGCGUCGCACAGCUUCUUGAGGAGAUUCAGAAGUAUCGUUCCCAGCAGAACCUGAUGAAGGAUGAGGCCAUCGAGCUCGCUGAGCACCGCGCUUGGCUGGGUGAGGAUCAGCGGUGGCUGCUGACGCUGGAAUCUCGUUUGAAAGAGGAGCAGAAGCGCGCGAGUCAGCUUGAGGACCAGCUCUUGGAGGAGAAGAAGAGGUGCGCACGGCGACUGGAGGACAUGUCACAAGAACUCCUGGAGGAGAAGGCCAAGUGCCUGGAGCUACGGAAGCCACGUCCUGCGGACCGGGAUCGCCAGGCGAAGGAUGCCAAGUUCCUUGCCGAAAUCCACGAGGUCCAACGCCAGGCGAAAGCUUAUGAGCGAGGCUGGAAGCAGGCCGUCCUCGAUUCCAAAGAAAUGGAGAGCAUGCUGAAGAAAGAGCGGCAGCAUCGGCAGCAGUUCAGUGACUUCGUUGAAGACUUGGAAAAACGCUGCUGGAUGCUUCAAAAGGACCUCCGACUGCAGAGCCUUCCUGAAGUGUUGGCUGCGGAGCGGCAACAGGCUGCAGCCAUUGCACAGAGAGCCGUCGACUUCGAAGACCGGUGCGAAAAGCUUCAGAAGAAUCUCGAUGACAUGCACGUGUACCUAGAGAAGUUGAGCUUGGAGAGUGCGCAAGGUGCCGUGGCAGUUCAGCGGGCUAACGAGAUGCAGGAGCAGUACGACCAGCUGUGCAGCUACACACAAGCCUUGGAACGCGAGCUGCGAUCCAGUUCUAGAACACUGCGCACUCUGGACGACAGUUGCGCUGGGCUUGAGCAGAAGCUCGCGGAUCAGACCAAGAAUGCCGUGGAAGUUUUGGCCGGCCGCCUCAAGGUCAAGCUGCGCUUCUCCGCCUUCCGGUGCUUCAUGGCCUGGCGACAAUGCCUGGUGUUCGGAAAAGCCAGCAGGUGGCGUGAAGCAGAGGCCCAGCGGAUCUUGGAGGAGUCGGAUGCUCAACUCCUGCGCUUGCAAGGCCGAGCCUUGCAAGGCCUCCGCGCGGCCAAGCAGAGGGCAAUCGGCUUGGAGCAUGUGGGGGACAUGCUCUUUCUGUAUCGCAUGAAGAUCCUGCAGGUGCAUCUUUUCAUGUCCUGGAGGCUGCACUGCAAGGCAGAAAACUUCUCGAAAGCCUGGCAAACCCACAAGACGGAGCUACGAGAGAGUCGUCAGGAGGUCAUUCGGCAAGCGCUGGAAACAGACGAGGUGCAGGAUGCGAUCGAAGACAUGGAUGCCACCGGGCCACAUGGCGAAGAGGACAAGCAGCAGGAUCAGCUUGCUCAGCUGCGCGCGUUGCAGGCAGCCGCAGCCCAGGAUGCCACUGCCCGUGCGGUGCGCCGAGCUGAGGACGAGGCGAUGCGAGCAAGGAGGGAGGCCCAGGAAGCUGCAGAACGCCUGCGUUUGGCGCAGCUGGAAGCUCGGGAGUGGCUCGCUGCCUUGGACGCAGCCAGACUGGAACUCGCGAAGGCGCAGAGUUCAAACGAGGGCGGCGUGGCUCACGAGGCCGUCGAAGAAGCCGUCGAGUAUUUGCAAGAGGUGGAGGCUGCGAAGCUGCGUGCAGAUGCAGAAGUGGCCCAACUGCAGAAGGCGGCUGCAGAAGCCGCCAGCAGAGCAGCGGAGGCCGAGGAGGUACUCGAGAAAGCGCAGAGUGCGGCCGCAGCUCAGCUGCGUGCCAUGGAAGCUCGCAAAGCUGCAGAGGAGAAGGUGGCAAGCAAGGCGCGUACAGCGGCCGAGGCGGAGAAGAGAGCUAAGCAGCGUGCGCAGGCUAUGGCAAAGAAGGAGGCCAAGGCACUGCCUGCUGCGGAAGCGGCCGCAGCUGCAGGAGACGUCCAAGCCGAGGAUUCUCAGGUGGGCGCGACGAAGAGCGCAAAAAAAGCUCCCACGGCGGUGGUAGUGGAGCGUUCCGUAUCGGAACAAGCCGAAGCAAUCGGGCCAGAUCCGGAAGUUUUGCAAGAGCCCCCACCGGAGGAUGACGGGCAAAAGGAGGAAGCUCUGCGGCGAGAGGCGAGGCAGAGACAGGAGGAGGAAGCCCGGAGAAGAGAAGAAGCAGAGAAGGCAGAAGAAGAACGCCGGAAGCAGGAAGAAGCCCGGCGCGAGGAGGAGAGGCUACUUGAGGAGGAAAGAAGACGGCAUGUAGAAGACAUGCACCGAAGACAAGAGGAGGAGCUGCGGCAGGCCGAAGAGCGGAGAAGGUUUGAGGAGGCCAUAGAGGAGAACCGGCGGCGCCUUCGGGAAGAGGAAUUGGAAAGAGAUCGCCAGAAGGCAGAGCAACUCGCAGACCGAAUGAGCGCCGAGCGGCAACAGGAGCUUCUCAGCAUAUGCGUCAACCUUUGGCAGGAAGAGACGCAUGCGGCCGCAAGUGAGCGACAACGCUUGGAGGCCAAGCGCAAGCAUGAAGAGGAAGUGCGACGGAUGAAAGAGGAGGCACUUGCAAAGGCCGAGCGGGCGGCAGACUCCAUCGCUGAAAAGAUGUACAGGCAGCACUGCGAGCUGCUGCUACAAGACGCUUUCAGGUGCUGGUUCGAGGACUACAAAGAGGCUAUGGCAGAAAAGAAGGAGGAAGCAACCAAGAAGGCAUACCAGGAGGAAAAGAAGCGAUUGCAAAAGGAAAGAGAAGCGCAGGCAGCCGAAGCCGAGAGCAAGCGGGUCGAGGCCGAGCAGAAGGCAUUGGCAGAACAACAAAAGCUGAAAGAGCAGGCGGAGGCCGCCGAGGCUGCACGUCGGCACCAGGAAGCCGAACUGCAGGCCUUGGAGCAGCGAACUGCGGAGCGGCUGGCGGCAAGGGAGGCGGAGACGAUGGAGAAGCAGAAGCAGCAGGAGGAGAGUCAGCCUGCCAACGCGCCUCUGACCCAGGUGGACACGCGGCUCAACGUUACUCAAGAUGAAGACAUGAAGCAUGAGGCGAUGAAGGAGCGGGAGCUCGCUGCACAACGGGAGGACUUGGAGCGGCAGCGCCGUGAACUGCAGCUGCAGCGCGACACUCUGGAGAGGGAGGCCAUCGAGCGGCAGCAAGCAGCGCUGCAACAGCAGCGCAGGGCCGCGGAACAGGACCUUCUUCCGACUGCGCAGCAAAGCCAGCCCGAGGUGCAGGAAGCGAGGUCUGGGCAACCACGUGCCGAGCAGGUGCUGCCAAGUCAGCAUCUCGACAUUCAACGCGACGCUAUGGAGCGUGAGGUUUUCCAACGCCAGCAGCAGAUCGCGGCAGCUGAGCGUGAGGCCCUUGUGGAACAGAUCAAGGCGGCCAGACAGCAGCAGGCACUGGAGAUGGAGAUGCUGAAGGAAAAGGUCUCUGAGGCCGAGGAUGCGCGAAAGAAUCAACAGGCUGAAUUGGAGCGACUCAAAGAGGAGGUCACCAGAGGCUCCGUCUACCAGGAGAUCCUGCAGCACUUCAAGUUGACUCCUGCAGAUCAUGUGCAGGAGACACCACAGGUGCAUGUCGCGAAAGCUGCCCCAGUAGUGGAGGUGGGCGUGACCCAGACAGCAGAGAUCUCUACACGCAGCAUUUCAGUCGAGGCGGUUCCAGAGAUUCCGAAGCUAAACCGGCCGCGUCGACCUGAUCCGCAUUCAAUGGAACUCGGACUGCAACAGGCUAAGAUGCUGGAGCGGAUGCUGCUGAAGGUGGUGGUCCAAGGAUGGCAGGCUGCCGUCUUCGAGCGCUGGAGGCUUCCGCAGGAAAUCCGUGUCCGGCAAGUUCCAUGGCAAACGCCUCCCGAGGAGCCACUGGUGCCGCGCCCACGUGGGUCAAACUUUGCCAUGCACGCCGAACUGGCCGCCCAGGGCUUGUCCAAGUGGUCAGAGCCAAUUGCAGAGGGGCCGUUGAGUAGUGCGGACCUCUACGAAGCCAACGCAAGGGCCCACGCCACGUUUGCCAGAUGGGCCGUUAGUGCCAGCCAGCGGCAUAUGGCACAAGCCUUCGAGCAGAGGCAAGCGGAAGCCUCAACUGCCGAAGACGAGGCAGCAGAGCGAGCCGUUCAGCGUGCGAGCGAAAGCAUUGAGCAGGCGGUGCAGCAGGACAUCCUUCUGGAAGAGCUGCGCAGUGGGACAGCAUGGCCUCCUCCGCUUUUGCCGCCACGACCGGUCCUCCCCGGCGACGACGGAUGGCAGGAGCGAGUCCGGCAAUCAGGGCGGCUAUUUGCAUCGGCGUCUGCAGCCGCUGACAUGCAGGAAGAGCAGGUUCUCUUUGUGCAGAGCGACGGUGUUUCAACAACCUUUCAUGCACAUGCUCCGGAAGGCGAGCGAGACUGCCUGACCGAAUGGCGAACCGAAGCUGAUCCAAGCUGUAGAUGCCAUGUUCUAUUGCAGGCAUAUGCAGACCGGCGCUUGCAGCGCGAGCUUCAACUGAUUCAGCAGUCGCCGAAUGCCCAGGUGGCUGUGAAGCCUUCCAGCGCGUCUUUGCUGGAGUGGCAUUUCGUACUGCAUUCCCUGCCUGCCGAUAGUCCUUACAGCGGCGGAUGCUACCGCGGCAGGCUUCUAUUUCCCAACGGCUACCCGCAUGCCCCACCGACAGUGGUCAUGGUGACUCCAAGUGGGCGGCUGGAGACGGGUUGCCGCCUGUGUCUGAGCAUGACGGACUUUCACCCAGAGAGCUGGAAUCCAGCCUGGUCGGUUGACACGAUCCUGACGGGCUUAUUGUCCUACUUUCUCUCUGAUGCAGAAUCGGGCUACGGAUCGAUCAGGGCUUCGUGGGAAACGCGGCGAGCGUUUGCAGAAGAGUCCUGGGCCCACAACCUCUCAGACCCCGACUUCACGCAGCUCUUUCCGGAGUUUCGCAGCCCUCAGCAAAGUUUGCCCUCCGCUCGGCAAGCUUCCAGCCAGACAGAAUCGCAGGCUCGAGAGUGCUGGAUCUGUCGGGAUUCCGGCCCUGAACCGCUGAUCUACCCUUUGGUGCUGGCCGAGCACUACCUUUAUGUGAUGAGGCGCCGACGGCUUGUAGCCUUGGCCGUGUGGCCCGUGCUGGCCCUUCUUUGGCCGCAGAAGGUCUUCGUCGUUCCGCGAGUUUCCGAGACUCCAAGAGCCUCGGAUGCGACGUCCAGCUCCAUUCACUAUGCAGAAUCCAAGGCCCCGAGCCUGGAAGAGGCUCCAGAGAUGAGCUAUGCCUCCACCGUCCGGUCAAUGGCAGGCGUGGUGCUGGGUCUUCUCUUAGCCGUGGCUGCAGCCGCAUCUGCGAUGGCAGAGGACGGCUCUCCGACAGGCUUUGCAGAGUUCGCGCGCAAGGGAGGCAAGAUGGAUGCCGACGUCGGCUGCUUCUUCAACCAGUGUGGGAAGCAAACAAAGGCGUGCUUUGUUGAAGACGGGAGAUGUUUGAAAGGCGCCACAUGUCUUGCGAGAUGUCGCGGAGACCCAGAUUGCGCCACGCAGUGCUUUGCAGAAUUUGGGUGUCCCAGGCUGGAUGCCUGGCUGAACUGCACAGUUGAGAAGGAACAGUGUGUCAGCGUUCCAGCUGGAACUUACGAUGUUCGGAAGUUCUAUGCGGAACAAGUCCCAACCAAGCUCAAAGACUUCGAUGUCCGCAAGCUGGAAGGCAAAUGGUACAAAGUCCGCGGCUACAACAAGAAGUACGACUGCUACCCAUGCCAAACGAAUGUUUUCAAGUAUAACGCGGCUGACAAUACCAUGGAAACCGAAGUAUCGCUUCGACUUGCGAGACUGCGAUCUGGAGGAUACUGGGAAAACACACUGACUGAAAAGAUGCAGAUCCAAGCUCCGAGCGACCGCAGUACCUUGUUUGCGAAGGGCGAAAUCUUUGGCCUCUCCUUCCAAGAGGAGUGGUACGUUUUGGCUGCUGACGAAGACUUCGUUCUGACGGCAUACGUGGGCAAUAAUCUGCAGGAUGCUUACAGAGGCGGCUUCGUCUAUGCGAGAACGCCCGUGCUUUCUGCAGCAGCAGAAGCCAAAGUGAGGGCGGCAGCAGAAAAGAACGGAUUUGACUGGUCGAAGUUCUGCAUCAUUGACAACGCUUGCCCUGCGCAGCCGCCUGUUGAUUACACGCCUAUGUCCAUGAACAUGGACGACGUGCAGGACCUCUUUGAAUGGUUCGCACCUGGCUCCACACGUGGUGGCACUGUCAAGGACUCCAACUUCAAUGGUGAGUACUGA